AUGCUAAAAAUCAGAUUAAAAAGACUUGGUCGAAAAAAGCAACCUAGCUAUCGUAUAAUUGUAAUUGAUAGCAGAAAAAGAAGAGAUGGAAAAGCUUUAGAAGAAGUAGGUUUCUACAAUCCUAUUAAUAAUCAAACAAAAUUAAAGACCUUACAAAUACAAAAAAGAAUCAAUGAAGGUGCACAAAUGACUAAAACAGUAAAAAAUAUUCUAGCAAAAACAAUCAAUAACUAA
Messenger RNA from Chondrus crispus (carragheen), 234 nucleotides. The record is from the annotation of a RefSeq genome assembly. NCBI's taxonomy places the organism in Eukaryota, Rhodophyta, Florideophyceae, Gigartinales, Gigartinaceae.